Molecule: messenger RNA, 1159 nt
Organism: Sphaeramia orbicularis (orbiculate cardinalfish)
Lineage: Eukaryota; Metazoa; Chordata; Actinopteri; Kurtiformes; Apogonidae
Gene: rwdd3
Product: RWD domain containing 3
Exons: 5
Coding region: 117-887 (256 amino acids)
Biological process (GO): positive regulation of protein sumoylation; positive regulation of hypoxia-inducible factor-1alpha signaling pathway
Molecular function (GO): protein binding
Source: RefSeq, a predicted model, not a curated record
CCGUAAACAUCCGCUAAUGGCAAAUACAUGCUAAAAAUAACAAAAAAUGACACUAACCAAGAUUGUAUUAGUUGUUUAGUGGUGUCGGUGAGAGGCUAGACGUAGGAUAUUAAAAAAUGACUGAAGCCGCUUUAGAGGAAGUGUCAGUGUUAUCCGCUAUUUACUGUGGAGAAGGAGAAUUUAAACUCAUCCAACAGUCUGCUCACGAUGGGAUUAUGGUCCAAAUCAGCAGUUCUGUUAGAGGUCACAGCGUGAAUCUGUUGUUCCACAUGCCCCCAGGUUACCCCGCCUGUCCCCCAGACAUCUCGGUCUCUUCCUCUGGUCUCUCUAGGACUCAGUGUCACAGCAUCAGACAGAAGCUGCUGGAUCAGGCUGCAGCUUUACCGCCAGAUGAACCUAUGGUCCAUCAGCUUGUUGAGUGCUUACAGAGUGUGGAAGUGACAGAAGCCCACAGAGGACAUGAGCAGGAGGUGAGACCCAGUGAACAGGAGCAGGGGGAGGAGGAGUGGACCGCCGUGCUGGCGCUGGACCACAUGCGGUCUCGGAACCGGUACAUCACACUACUGGAGCACUGGAGCAAACAGCUGCAGUUAACUGGGACGUUAUUACUGGGACGAAAUAUACUGAUAAUUCUGCAGGGAUCCAGAGCCAGCAUCAAGGAGUUCUGCUGCCUUUUAAAGACAGUCAAAGUGGACGUGGAUUCCUCAGGCAAGAAAUGCAAAGAGAGAAUGAUGAAGGUUCUCACUGAAGCUCCUUCGUUGUCAUCCCAUGAACAUCGUCUGCAGGGUUUUGUAGUGAAGGACUACCAGUCUGCAUCAGAGCUGACUGCAGCCUUCCAGGAAGUCCAUAUGAUGGACGUCUACCAGCAGAUCCUGUUGUCAUUGUGAGACUGAACAGAAACUGACAUGGAGACAGAAAAUGGACCAAUGGACUCAUCAUCUCAUUGCUGAUGCCUCUUAGAAGUGUUUGGUUUUAAGUAAAAUCAUGGACCGAUAUGGAUGAACACACCAAAUCUAGUUGUUAUAUUGACACUGGGCCUUUCACAACUAUCAAGUAUUUGUCUUUAUGCAAAAAUUUAGGUUAAUCACAUUUGUUAGCAUGAUUGUGAUAAUUGUCUAUACUGACUUGUAUAAAACAGCUCAAUUAAAAUUUAAACAUA